Marmota monax (woodchuck) is the source of this 2079-nucleotide messenger RNA. RefSeq names its product integrator complex subunit 15 (gene Ints15). Bases 257 to 1498 code for a protein of 413 amino acids. The transcript is spliced from 7 exons. Lineage: Eukaryota; Metazoa; Chordata; Mammalia; Rodentia; Sciuridae. The record is from RefSeq and is a predicted model, not a curated record.
GAGGUGCUGUACCACCUGGACAUCUACUUCAGCAGUCAGCUGCAGAGCGCGCCGCUGCCCAUCGUGGACAAGGGCCCCGUGGAGCUGCUGGAGGAGUUCGUGUUCCAGGUGCCCAAGGAGCGCGGCGCGCAGCCCAAGGCGUGUGACAGUCCGGCUCAGAAGUGUUCUGGGAUGAGACUUCGGGGACUGUCCGCUUACCUCGCUAAAGGCCUGUUACCUAGAGUCUAAAACUGUGUGGCCUCCGAGAUGAUACUUGAUGAGAUAUGACUUUUUCCUGAGCUUGGCAGUAGCGUUCCGCUCCCCAGGACCCGGGAUUCAGAGGGGCGAAAAAUAUCCUGGGAGACUGAAUUCACUUCAGGAGCUUCAGCUUCUUGAAAUCAUGUGCAAUUAUUUCCAGGAGCAAACCAAGGACUCUGUGCGGCAGAUUAUUUUCUCAUCACUUUUCAGCCCUCAGGGGAACAAAGCCGAUGACAGCCGGAUGAGCCUGUUGGGAAAACUGGUGUCCAUGGCGGUGGCUGUGUGUCGAGUUCCAGUGUUGGAGUGUGCAGCCUCCUGGCUCCAGCGGACACCUGUGGUCUACUGUGUAAGACUUGCCAGGGCUCUCGUGGAUGACUACUGCUGUUUGGUGCCAGGCUCCGUACAGACACUGAAACAGAUAUUCAGUGCCAGCCCUCGAUUCUGCUGUCAGUUCAUAACAUCUGUCACUGCGCUCUAUGACUUGUCAUCAGAUGAUCUCAUUCCACCUUUGGACUUGCUUGAAAUGAUUGUCAACUGGAUUUUUGAGGACCCAAGGUUGAUUCUCAUCACUUUUUUAAAUACUCCAAUUGCAGCCAAUCUACCAAUAGGAUUUUUAGAGCUCACCCCACUCAUUGGAUUGAUCCGCUGGUGCGUAAAGGCCCCUCUGGCUUACAAAAGAAAGAAGAAGCCUUGCUUAUCCAAUGGCCACGUCAAUAACAAGGUUGCAAAGGACUCGGGUGUGGGGAUAGACAGAGACUCCCACCUUUUGUACUCAAAACUCCACCUCAGCGUCCUACAGGUUCUCAUUACGCUCCAACUGCACUUAACUGAGAAGAAUCUCUAUGGGCGCCUGGGACUGAUCCUGUUUGACCACAUGGUCCCACUGGUAGAGGAGAUCAACAGACUGGCAGAUGAACUAAACCCCCUCAACGCUUCUCAGGAGAUUGAGCUCUCGCUGGACAGGCUGGCACAGGCUUUGCAGGUGGCCAUGGCUUCAGGAGCCCUGCUGUGCACGAGAGAUGACCUGAGAACCCUGUGCUCCAGGCUGCCUCAUAACAACCUGCUCCAGCUGGUGAUCUCGGGCCCAGUGCAACAGUCGCCGCAUGCAGCGCUCCCUCCUGGGUUCUACCCUCAUAUCCACACGCCCCCGCUGGGCUACGGGGCCGUGCCGGCCCAUCCUGCUGCCCACCCUGCCCUGCCCACACACCCCGGACAUACGUUCAUCUCAGGAGUGACAUUUCCAUUCAGGCCCAUGCGCUAGGCCAGCCCCUCCUGAGCCACCAUGCAGCAGUGUGCCUUCUGCACCUGAGUUGAGGAAGCCCUCAGAAGAGGGUAGUGGUCCCAAAAAGAGGACCCUGGGGAGGCAACAGGUGGCCCCUCCUGGCUGUCAGACCGUCUUGGUUCGGAAGUUCCAAGUGGUAGCAGUCCAGGUGCCUACCUGGUCACAUUCUUAAAAAUCCAGAUUGGAUGGAUGAAAGGAAAAAUGUACAGACCUCUGCCGAGAGUGCUGGGAGUGUUUUUAAGUAUGCCAGUUCCAUGAGCUUUGGUUCACUUGCGUGUCAUUCAGACAUGGAGCCUGUGCCAGGAGGAGCACCGAUGGGGAAGCUGCACCUGCAAGUCCACUUGUCUGGUCUCUCUGUGCAAACGUGACAUGGCUGCCAAAAACACAGGCUUGUGCUGCAGCUCCAUGAGCUCAUAGCUGGAACGGUGUGACCCAAGCUUGUGUGUGGCUCAGGGACACCUGUAGGGAUUUCCCGCCAUCUUGGAAAGAAACUUCUCUGGUUUAUCAGGUGUCUCUGAAUUUUCCUUUCAUAUGUUCAAAUAAAAUUUUUCUAAACAGUU